Messenger RNA from Clupea harengus (Atlantic herring), 5430 nucleotides. RefSeq names its product unc-5 netrin receptor Cb (gene unc5cb). Gene Ontology annotation, molecular function: protein binding; netrin receptor activity. The record is from RefSeq and is a predicted model, not a curated record. Lineage: Eukaryota; Metazoa; Chordata; Actinopteri; Clupeiformes; Clupeidae. Gene Ontology annotation, biological process: axon guidance; netrin-activated signaling pathway. Gene Ontology annotation, cellular component: membrane.
UGUGGUCGCCGCGAAAUACAGGAGUCGGUUGUAUUUGGAUUGGUUGGAGAAGCAUGGCAUCGAAAAGCAUUUCUCCGUCUCAGGCUGAUAGAACGCUAUACGCGCAGUCUGGAUGCUGGGUUUCCUCAGUCUUUAGAAGUGAGUAGCCUACUGUAGGAGGCGAGGACUUAUGCGGCUGAAGCGCAAGUGAACAUGAACUUCAAAUCUUCGAGGUAACAGUUUAUCCAGUCAGGUGACUGUUAAGCAUUGCAUUCUGAGGGAAAAAAAAAAAAACGUUUUUCUGAAGGACUCUUCAGUCAUACCUUGAUGCACAAGGGCGGUGGUGUGGAUAUUCUUUGACCGCUUAUUUUCCAGGACUGGAAGCCGUCUUUACCUCCGAGACACGUGUUUGGACCUCUAACUGGAACACUUUUCAUUUGAUCAGACUCUAAAGUUCAGUGUUAUUCGCUCCGAGGCGCUGUCAACGGACGGACUGAACGCGACUGUUACAAGGCAUUGGGUCUGUUUGUUGCGGAGUGCGACUCUUCCUAGGAUGGGGAAAAGUGUGAAGACUGCGAAAAGUGACAUUGGAGCCAAUGGAUUCGCAUCGCAAAUGAUCUUCAUACCUGUGAUUUUGCUUAUGGUCCUGGUGAGCACAGGAGUCGCCCAAGUGGAGGACGACUACAUGGGGCUGGGGGAGCUUCCGGAGACGUUCCCGUCGGACCCGCCCGAGCCGCUGCCCCACUUCCUGUUUGAGCCCGAGGAGGCCUACAUCGUGAAGAACAAGCCGGUGAACCUGUACUGCAAGGCCACCCCGGCCACGCAGAUCUACUUCAAGUGCAACAGCGAGUGGGUCCAUCAGAAGGAGCACACCGUGGAGGAGCGUGUGGACGAGACCUCAGGUCUGGUGGUGCGCGAGGCCAGCAUAGAGAUCACGCGGCAGCAGGUGGAGGAGCUCUUUGGCCUGGAGGACUUCUGGUGCCAAUGCGUGGCCUGGAGCUCGGCAGGCACCACCAAGAGCCGCAAGGCCCACGUGCGCAUCGCCUAUCUCAGAAAGACGUUUGACCAGGAGCCUCUGGGGAAGGAAGUGUCUCUGGAACAGGAAGUGCUUCUCCAGUGCCGCCCACCUGAAGGCAUACCUGCUGCUGAGGUGGAGUGGCUAAAGAAUGAGGAAAUCAUUGACCCGGCCGACGAUCGCAACUUCUACAUCACCAUCGACCACAACCUGAUCAUCAAACAAGCCAGACUGUCAGACACGGCAAAUUACACCUGCGUGGCCAAGAACAUUGUGGCCAAAAGGCGAAGCACCACGGCUACAGUCAUAGUCUACGUGAACGGUGGUUGGUCGACGUGGACAGAGUGGUCGGUGUGUAACACCCGCUGUGGGCGGGGAUACCAGAAACGGACGCGCAGCUGCACCAAUCCAGCGCCGCUGAACGGCGGGGCCAUCUGUGAAGGUCAGGCCAUCCAGAAGCUGGCCUGCAACCCGCUGUGUCCAGUGGACGGUCUGUGGACGGAGUGGAGUAAGUGGUCUACGUGCGGGACGGAGUGCACCCACUGGCGGAGGCGUGAGUGUAAUGCCCCCGCGGCCAAGAAUGGGGGCAAGGACUGCGAUGGCACCCUGCUCCAGUCCAAGAACUGCACAGAUGGCCUGUGUAUGCAGAGUUCUUUAUAUCAGAAGUCCUCAGAGCCUAAAGAAAGGACUGAUGUUGGAUAUCCAUCAGCCCCCAGUACAGACGACGUGGCACUUUACGUGGGCAUCGUCAUCGCCGUCAUCAUGUGCCUGGUCAUCUCUGUCAUCGUGGCACUGUUCGUCUACCGGAAGAACCAUCGCGACUUCCACUCCGACAUCAUGGACUCGUCCGCCCUCAAUGGCGGCUUCCAGCCUGUCAGCAUCAAGACGGCUCGCACAGCUGAUCUCCUCACUGUUCCCCCUGACCUGACGUCUGCGGCGGCCAUGUACCGCGGCCCCGUCUACGCGCUCCAGGAUGUGGCCGACAAGAUCCCCAUGACUAACUCCCCCCUCCUCGACCCGCUGCCCAACCUCAAGAUCAAGGUGUACAACUCCUCCGGCCUGGUCACUCCCCAGGAGGAGCUGUCUGACUUCUCCAGUAAGCUGUCUCCCAAGAUGCAGCACUCUCUGCUGGACGGGGACACCAUGAGCCGCCGCACCCAGAGCCUGGUGCGCUCCAGGGACCCGUCCUGCACCGCAUUCGGAUCCUUCAACGCCCUGGGCGGGCAUCUCAUCGUGCCCAACUCAGGCGUAAGCUUACUGGUGCCGGCAGGAGCUAUUCCGCAGGGCCGCGUGUACGAGAUGUUUGUGACAGUGCACAGGAAGGACAGCAUGAGGCCGGGAGUGGACGACUCCCAGACGGUGCUGAGUCCGGUGGUGAGCUGUGGCCCCGCAGGUGCCCUUCUGACGCGGCCCGUCAUCAUCACCAUGCACCACUGCGUCAAGACUGACCAGGACGAUUGGCUCAUCCAGCUCCGCAACCAAUCACAGCAGGGACACUGGGAGGACGUGGUGGUGGUGGGUGAGGAGAACUUCACCACCCCGUGUUACAUCCAGAUGGACGAGGAGGCCUGCCACAUCCUGACAGAGACGCUGGGCACGUACUGCCUGGUGGGUCAGUCCAUCAGCUCGGCCACCACCAGGAGGCUGAAGCUGGCCAUCUUUGGCCCCGUCACAUGCACCGGUCUGGAGUACAACAUCCGGGUCUACUGCCUGGACGACACUCAGGACGCCCUGAAGGAGGUGCUGCAGAUGGAGAAACAGAUGGGCGGAAAGCUGCUGGACGAACCAAAGACGCUCAACUUCAAGGACAGCACCCACAACCUGCGCUUGUCGCUCCACGACGUCCCGCAUACACAGUGGAAGAGCAAGCUUCUGGCCAAGUACCAGGAGCUGCCGUUCCAGCAGGUGUGGGGGGGCUCCCAGAGGAACCUGCACUGCACCUUCACCCUGGAGCGCCUCAGCUCCUGCACCCUGGACCUGGCCUGCAAGCUGUGUGUGCGCCAGGUGGAGGGCGAGGGACAGAUCUUCCAGCUCAACACCACACUUGCUGAGGACACGCAGUGCAUCGACACCUCUCUGCUGGACCCGGCCAGCAACAUCACCGUGCUGGUGGGGCCCAACGCCUUCCGCAUCCCCCUCUCCAUCCGCCAGAAGCUCUGCGGCAGCCUGGACGCGCCCCAGACCCGCGGCAACGACUGGAGGAUGCUGGCGCACAAGCUCAACCUGGACAGGUACCUGAACUACUUUGCCACCAAGUCCAGUCCGACGGGGGUGAUCCUGGACCUGUGGGAGGCACAGCACUUCCCCGACGGCAACCUGAACCGCCUGGCCGCAGUGCUGGAGGAGAUGGGUCGCCACGAGAACCUUGUGCCCAUGGGAACGGACCACUGACCCCUGUCCUCCGAGAGGGUCCUCCGAGCAUAGAAUGGUUCCAUUGCAGGGAAGUCAGACGGCUGAGAGGAAGACAGAGGAGCGUCCAGCCUUUUCUUACACACACACACACACACACGCACACACACACGCACACGCACACACACACACACACACACACACACUCAAACUGCAACAGAAUCCUGAGCAAGCAGUAACGAGACUCCCUUCCUGAAAAUGUUGAGAUAAAACUGGAGACAAAAUUGUGCAGGAUAGAAAUCUCAUCGCAGGAGAAAAGAUUGCUUUGAUCCAUUCAUAUGUAAAACAAAUGGACUUGAAUAGUAGAAAAAAAAAUGAAAUGAGAGAGGAGAAAGUAAAGACUUAACUAAAAGAAAAAAAGCCCUGUCUGUACAAUUCCUGGUACAGUUUUCUAUUUCCCAAUACAGUUUCCUAGGAAACGCAUGUCUCUGCUGUCCAUUUAUUGGACAUCCUACUCCACCUUUACAGGAAGAGUAGGCAAAUGAUUGACAGGCAAAGGACGGGGCGGGGCUUCAAGAAGGGGGGCAGAAUCAGGGAUGGUUGCACACACUAGAGCCGGCGGCGGAAAGUGGUACAGGAAAAGAAGCGGGCACUACAAGGGGCACCCAAAUGCCAGCUCGUACCGUCUCCUUAUGCCACAUGCCUGAUGCAGUGCUUAUGGUUUCUCCUCCCUUACGUCACAUUUAUGUUGGAAUAACCUGAAGUACGCAACUCCUGAUUUUAUAUGAAUAUAUAUAUUUAAUAUUGCCUUUGUUUAUACACAUGUAUCUCUCCGAUGGUUUGAUUUUCAUGCGGCCUCAUAUAUUGGCCUGAUUUACGCAUCUCUUCUUCGUUGUUUUCUUUCUUGGCUGUUUGUGUAGUGUUUUUUAAGAUCAUUAUUGUUUGGAGAUAUUUUUCAUUGCUUCAUAGUGCCACCUAGUGGAUGUCCUCAGCAACAGCAGGGCUCUGCCACCUUGUACUGUAGGCAAAAAAUUGGAGUGUGCAGCCUGUAAAUAAGCCAGUACAUCAUAAAUUGUACAGCGGUGUUAUAAUUAUGAUCAUUAUUUUCUCGUGUUUUGGUUUCAUGGUGAUCAGUAAUUAGCUGCAAUUUAGGGACAGAAGUAACUACCAAAACCUGGACUUUGAAAAUGUGUUUGUCCUGUCUGAGUCGCAGAAAACAGCAGAAACGGUCGAUUUUCUUGGUCACCAUUGAAAUGGAGGUGACACAAAAGGCUUGAUUUCUGUGCUGUUCCGUGAGUUCAACACGACCAGUUCUUUGCAGCCACUUUUGACACUGUUUCAACACCGUCCAUGUUUGUUUGUCUGUGUUGAUAAGAAUCAUAUCAUAAUGAUGAUAAUAUCAACUGUAUUUGAUUGUAAUUCAGUGAUAAUUUCUCUGUUGCUAUUGUUGAUGCUGUGGACCAACUGGACAUCUAAGUUCAAACACAUUCACAAGAUGGAUGGUUGAAGUGUGUAUAGAGAUUUGGGAACGGUUUUGAGCUGUAGCUGAGCAACGGUUUAUAAACCUGCUUUGUUGGAUUUGUGGAGAUGUUAGUAGGAUGGACCUUGGACCCUUCCUCCUCCUCUUAGAGAACUGUCAGAACCAAUAGAGAGAGAGAACUAGGACCUUAAGAGUGUAAAAGUCAGCAAAGAGAGACUGAUAAUAGAAUGCAGUGGGUGAUUGAAAGUUUCAGCCUUUUGACAGGAUGAAACAACAGUUUGUUACUCGAGGGGCGAAAAGUCUUUUGUGUUUUUCUUUUGGUUUAUCUUUUCUCUUGUACAAGUUUCUUAAAGCUGUCUAUGCAAACUUGGCAUCAUUUAUAUUCCGAAACGUACGUACAUGCAUCAAAGUGCUAGCGGUUGCAUUCCAUAGCUGUCACAGCGCUGAUUCUGAACAUUGUAUUUAUGGUGGGGAUGUUACCUAUUCUUUUAUGGCACGCUCAUGAUGUUCUUUGCAACAGCUUGCAUUUUUUUCCCUCUCUGUGAAGUUUCUGUACAAAAUGUAAGAAAGAAUUUUUAAACCAGUAAUAAAUUAUAUUUAUAUGCAA